AUGAUAAAUGAUACUGCUAGCUUAAAUCAUUUGCUGAAUUUUAAUAUUUCAGAACAUUCGAAUGCAGUAGAAAUAUUACAAUAUGAUAUUGUUGAAUGGAUUUACAAAAAUAAUAGUAGAUGGA
This is a messenger RNA of Racocetra persica, 124 nucleotides long. The record is from the annotation of a GenBank genome assembly. Lineage: Eukaryota; Fungi; Glomeromycota; Glomeromycetes; Diversisporales; Gigasporaceae.